Molecule: messenger RNA, 1723 nt
Organism: Neogale vison (American mink)
Lineage: Eukaryota; Metazoa; Chordata; Mammalia; Carnivora; Mustelidae
Product: IgGFc-binding protein-like
Exons: 7
Coding region: 1-1614 (537 amino acids)
Source: RefSeq, a predicted model, not a curated record
AUGGCCGCCGGAAGCCAGGGGCCCUGUAGCUUCAGCCUAGACGCGGCCCGCGAUGGGGCCGGGCUGCUCAGUCUGCACCUCAACAUCUCCGGGCACCACCUGCAACUACACCGCUCCCUUGUCGGCGUCAUCACGGUGGAUGGUGAGCACUGCCGGCUGCCCUGGGUAUUGGCAGAGGGCAGGGCCUGGGCCACUUUGGAGGGCCGCCAUGUAGUGGUAUACACGGCCUGCGGGCUACAUCUCAUGUAUGACUGGGACAGCCAGAUGCGCCUGACCGUACCAUCCACCUUCCAUGGCCAGCUGGUGGGGAUCUGUGGGGCCUUUGGUGGCAAAGUUGGCCCCCUUGGCUUACCUCCAGACAAAAGGUCCUGGCCCAAGGGCCUGGUCACUAACCCCUGCCCGCUGCCCCAGCCCAAUCUUGACUUUAGCAUCAGCUGCCCCACGCAACGUGCCCAGAUCGUCAAUGCUCCUGAACUAUGUAGACUUCUACAGGCACCCGAUGGUCCCUUUGGCCGCUGCCUGGACCAUAUCAGCCCCAAGCCUUUCCUCAGGAUUUGUCUGCAAGACAUAUGUCAUACCCAAGGCCAGCACCUUGGUGUCUGUGAUGCCCUCACAGCUUAUACAGCAGCCUGUCAGGAAGCUGGCAUCCCUGUGACACUCUGGAGGGGCCCCAAGCUUUGCCCCAUGGCUUGUCCACUCCGAAGCCACUACAGCAUCUGUGCACGGACCUGUGAUGGGGGCUGUGUCGAGCCUACCAGCCCUGCGCACUGUUCUCCCCAAUGUUACGAGGGCUGCGAGUGUGACCCUGGACUCAUUUUUGAUGGCACAGACUGUGUGUCUCAGGACCACUGCGGCUGUUUUCACAGUGGACGCUACAUCCCUGUUGGGGAAUCUCUGGUCCUACCUGGCUGCCAGGAACGCUGUAUGUGCUUGCGUGGUCAAGGCCUCCAGUGCCAGCCCUUUUCCUGCCCACAGGGCACAGGCUGCAUCCUGAAAGGGGGUGUGCGGUCCUGUGAAACUGGGGAGGGUGCUACAUGCCACCUCGAGCCGGGGGGCCACUUCACCACCUUUGAUGGCUUUAGUGGGCUCACACCCAUGCCUGUUACAUCCUGUGCCUAUGAGCUAGCCACAGUGGUGGGUUCCAGAACUGAGGAUCCUGACUGGUUCCAUGUCAUUGCUGACUUCCUGCCCUGUCCUGGCUGCACUACUCGCAAACCACGAGUGAUCAUCGGCUUCAGGGAUGGCUGUGCAGCUGUGGGAGCCAAUCAAGAAAUAUGGGUGAACGGACGACCUGCGCUGCUCCCAGUCCGAGUGUGCAGGGGCGUGGUCGCACGCUGGGCUGAGGGCUCCCAGGUUAUCAUCGAGAGGUCCCCCACGCUGCGGGUGCUGGUGGGGCCGGAAGGGGCCGUGGCCCUACGGGCCUCCCCCGCGCUCCAAGGACGCCUCCGAGCAGCCUGCGGGGACUACAACGGAAUUGCAGCCGACGACCUGAUACUCCCAGGAGGACUCCGGGGUGCCAGCCUAACCGACGUGUUCCAGGCGUGCCGGGCUCGGGGCUUCAACAACUGCACGGAGAAGCCUGUUACUCCAACCGUGACACAACACUUCGCCUGACGCCGUCCCUCUGGUGUCCCCGUGGCUGGGACCUCCUGACACACACCUGCCCUUGGGAUGGGAACCCACGGACCUCCCCGAGAUUGUUUUAAUAAAUAACAUGACCAAA